Molecule: messenger RNA, 552 nt
Organism: Clavispora lusitaniae ATCC 42720
Lineage: Eukaryota; Fungi; Ascomycota; Pichiomycetes; Serinales; Metschnikowiaceae
Source: RefSeq, a predicted model, not a curated record
AUGAUUCUGGAUCGAGAAUCCCAACUGAUGCAUGAACAUAAAUCUACAUUUUGCUUGAUCUUCUCUUUAGGAGCAUUGUAUGCGUUUAAAGCUUUGAUGCUGAAUGUUUAUGUAGUUUUUGGCCCAGUGCCAAAGAUACCGUUCGCAGUUUUUCCUAUAUGUGCCAGAGAAAUGCGUUUGUCUUAUCACACAAACAAUGAGAAUGAAGAUUAUACAUUUUUCACAUCCAUCAAACGUCGAUCAUGCUGGACUUCUUCAAUCCAUCAUUUAUUCAUUCCAUCAUAUUCAUUCCAUCAUUUAUUCUUUUUCAUUCGAUUCUACAUUGAUUCUAGUCAAGUCGAUCUAGGCACCGGGCCCCACCUGCAGUACCCCUACUUAUCUCUAUUUAUCUACAUUGGCCAAGAGGAUGCAAGAAACAGAUUCAAAAGCGCAAGCGAAAGCAAGUUAAAGCAAAACAAACACAGGAACCGUGCCAGCAAUCCGAGGGCUUUUUCGUCGAGUGGAGUUUCCCUUUUAGGCAAGCAUCUCCGCUGGACCUCCCCCGGAUUUUAA